Molecule: messenger RNA, 792 nt
Organism: Dentiscutata erythropus
Lineage: Eukaryota; Fungi; Glomeromycota; Glomeromycetes; Diversisporales; Gigasporaceae
Source: the annotation of a GenBank genome assembly
AUGAAUAUAUCCAUAAAAAAAUUAUUAAAAAACCUUUCAAACCCACUAUCAAAACCUCCUGCUGUUUUAUUAAUCUCUGGAUCUUUCAAUCCAGUUCAUCUAAAACAUAUCCAUAUUCUUGAAGUUGCUAAAAAAUAUUUAGAAAACCAAUAUGAAAUAGUAGGAGGGUAUAUUUCACCUUUUUCAAAUGAUUAUGUUCAAGAAACAAAUCCAGAUGAAGCAAUACCAUUAAAAGAAAGAUUAGAAAUGAUACAAAUUGUAAUAGAUAAAUCUUCCUGGAUUGAAAUUAAUGAAUCCUUAACUUCAAAUAAUAGUGCAGAUUGUAAUUUAAUUAUUACAACUUUAUCUGAUUAUUUAAAUGAAAAUAACCAAAUCAAAGAAAUUUUAAAGGAAAAACAAUUAGAAGUUAUAUAUGUAUGUGGAUCUGAUUUAAUAAAGAAAUAUUAUCCAAAAGAACAAUUAAAAAAUUUAGAAAAUUUUAAAGUCAUAAUAAUUAAAAGAUAUUUUAAAGAAGAAGAAGUUCAAAAUCAAAAAAAUCAAGAUUGGACAGAUGAAUACAGAAAAGUUUUAGCUGAAUUUUAUAAAGACAAGUGGAAUGAUUUUGAAAAAAAUAAUGUAAUUUUUAUAGAUCAAAAUCAAAAUGAAAAUGAUCCUGAUAUAAAAAUUAGUUCAACUAAAAUUAGGGAAAUAUAUAUUGAAAAAGAUAGCAGUUGGGAAAAAAUGUGUCACCCUGAAAUAACAGAAUAUAUCAAAAAAAACAAGAUCUUAGAAUUUAAAUCUUUAAAACAUUAA